AUGGUACUGGACGGAGACCAAGCUGACCCGACACGGACGAAGCUCAUGAACAGAGAAGGCUUGUUGGGACAGAUCGACAUGCUUUCCCCUCUACCCUUCCCAGGAGCUGUGAAAUACUGCUUGAGCAGGAUGUCUCCGGCGUCUAGUGAUCCGGAUUUCCAAGCUGAAGACCUGAGCGGUUAUGUUCUCAACGUGAUCAACCCAAGCGUCGAGUAUCAAGCCCCUAUCCAGAGUACUCGCAGUCUUCUUGCAACCCAGCGCCAUGCCGCUACGACGGACGAUUUUUAG
Saxophila tyrrhenica is the source of this 288-nucleotide messenger RNA. RefSeq lists its product as uncharacterized. The transcript has 2 exons. The coding region runs from base 1 to 288 and encodes 95 amino acids. NCBI's taxonomy places the organism in Eukaryota, Fungi, Ascomycota, Dothideomycetes, Mycosphaerellales, Extremaceae. The record is from RefSeq and is a predicted model, not a curated record.